Messenger RNA from Cercopithifilaria johnstoni, 2325 nucleotides. NCBI's taxonomy places the organism in Eukaryota, Metazoa, Nematoda, Chromadorea, Rhabditida, Onchocercidae. The record is from the annotation of a GenBank genome assembly.
AUGUAUACGCUAUUUCUGCUUUUAUUAUUAAUAAUUAAUAUAAUUGACAAAACAAAUGGUAAGAAAGAAAGCAUCGAAGAAGCGAAAAUACAAAUAGAAAGAGAUAAAUUAUCCUGCUAUAAUGGUUGGAUACCAUAUGCACCAACCGGUUCAGUUAAACACACUCAUUGUUUGAAGAUUUUAACGGUAUUUCGAAUGACAUGGCAACAAGCUGAAGAAAGUUGUCGACAGGUUGGAAAAGAUGCUCAUUUGGUAUCGAUACAAACAACAGAACAAAUUGGAUGGCUUACAACAGCGAUUGAUACAGAAAUAGAAAUGAAAGGAAAAUCGUUGUAUACAUUGUUUCCAAAAAAUUCUCCAUGGUUUGAUUCUGGCUGGUGGAUUGGACUUGGCCAAUUAUGUCCUAAUAGUGAAAUUGAUCGCAUGCCUUUCUUCAGAUGGGUCGAUGGAAAUUUAUUCGAUAACGAUAAAUUAACAAUCGGUGACGUAAAGCUUAUCAUACCAAAAUCAAAGAAAUGGGAUAAUUACUAUUGUGUUUUUUAUGAUUAUCAAAAAUCGUCUAACGGAAUCGUAUCCCAUCGAAUGUUUAACGUAACGAAAUGUUCGGAUCGUCGAAGAUUUAUCUGUCAAAUGCCUGCUUUUUCACAGGAUCAGCUUCUUCAUGGUGGUACUGUAGUAGCGGAAGAAGUAAAAGUUGUGGAUAACGGAAUAAGUGAACUUACCGCGGAAUUUCCAUGUGGUAAGGAUCCGUUAUUUUGUCCACUGAAAACUGAUCAAGGUACCGUAUGCUAUCGUUUACAAACCGAACCACUUUAUUGGGAGCAAGCGAUCGAAGAAUGUGAUUUAAAGCAUCAAUCUGAUCUUACUUCCAUUCAUUCAAAAGAGGAAGUAAAUUUCAUCUAUGAAAUGGUGCAACUACAACCAUCCGUAAGUGGUAAAACAAAAUACUGGAUUGGAUUGCAUCGAAGGAAUGCACAAAGUCAAUACGAAUGGUCCGAUGGUUCAUCGUUUGAUUAUUUGCUGGAACGAUUAUCAAACGAGGAUCCGGAAGAGGAAAGAGGUAUUUGUGUUGCAAUGCAAUUUAAUAUCAGCACUAAAUUACUACAGAAACAACCACUCUAUAAUCUUUUUGGUAUUCCAAUUCAACUGACCAAAAAUGUUCCAGCAUAUUUUUGGACCCAUCAACGAUGUGAUAAUCGCCAUUUAGCAAUAUGUCGUAAAUCAGGCUUUGAUUAUCAUUCACGUUCCGAAUUAUCUGCAAAGGAAGAGAGACGAUUGAAAAAGCAGAAAAAUUGGAAAUGUUUAAAUGGAUACAAAUUAUUCAGAGGAAUGUGUUAUAAAUUAUAUGGAACGGAUAAUAACGGUGUAACAUUCAGUGAAGCUAUUCGAAGUUGCAAAAAUGAUAAAGCUAAUUUGGUUAGCUUAACUGAUAUCUAUGAAAAUGGAUUUGUUGUAUCAAUGUUGCAAAAUUUAAAUAGUAAUGCAUGGAUUGGUAUGGAUAUGACUGAUGGACGUGUACGAUGGCUUGAUGGUGAACCAUUGAAAUUGACCCGUUUUGGUCCAGAUAAAAGAGUGAUCCGGAUUGGUGGUGAUCGGCAUAUUUUUCAAAAUGUUGGUCAAGCAGGUUUUUCCAACGAGGCUUGCGUUGCAUUAGAUGCUACUAAUAUGAUCGGAUAUUGGGAUAUUAUCUUCAAUAGAACCAAUUACGUUUUCCCUGGUGGUUCAACACGAGCCGAUAACAAAUCAAGCCAAUGUGAUAUAGUAAAACUACCAUAUAUUUGUGAGACCUAUGCAGUCAAUGAUCAUUAUACUUUUGUGGAUGCAUCCGAAAUUUGUGCAACAUUACCAACAAAAUAUCCAAAUUACGGUCAUCGAUAUGGACAACUUGCUCAAGCUGAUAAUAUUUUCGAAUGGCUAUUUUUAACAGCAAUGGCGUUGGAAAAUGAUUAUGAUCAAUUCUUCAUGGGCAUUCGUUUUCGGAAAUCAAUAGGGUUUGAAAGAAUUGAUAAACUACGAUUACGUUUAGCACCUUGGGAUAUUGGUGAGCCAAAUUUAGAGAAUGGCGAUUGUGUUGUAAUGAGAAUUGGAAAAAACGGUCCUGCUUGGUUUAUGGAUGAUUGUAUGAAGCGUAAACCGAUCGUUUGUCGGCUUAGCAGAGAGAAACCGAUGAGUAUGGUACCACAAACAGUACGUUGCCCAGAUGGUAAAGAGGAUUGGAUUCUUGGCGAAACGCAUUGCUAUUAUUUGGUUAGUAAUGCGUCAAUGUUCAGUUCGGGCUUUAAAGCGGAUCAUGAUUGUUUUAAGGUAAGUGCGGAAGUAUGGUAA